Messenger RNA from Yarrowia lipolytica CLIB122, 1287 nucleotides. RefSeq lists its product as uncharacterized. Lineage: Eukaryota; Fungi; Ascomycota; Dipodascomycetes; Dipodascales. The record is from RefSeq and is a predicted model, not a curated record. Gene Ontology annotation, biological process: N-glycan processing. Gene Ontology annotation, cellular component: glucosidase II complex.
AUGAAAAUCUCGGCUAUCUUCGCGCUGGGAGCUGCCUCUGCCGCCAUGGCGCUUAAGGGCGUGGCUCCUGAAGAUGAGCAUCUCUACAAGAUCUCCAAUGGAAUUUGGAAGUGUCUCAACCACCCCCACAUCCGUCUGGAAGCCCACCAGCUCAACGACGACUACUGCGACUGUCCGGAUGGCAGCGACGAGCCCGGAACCGCUGCCUGUGUCGGAAUCAAGGACUACGAUAUUCGAAAGAAGCUCACAUUUUACUGUGCUAACAAGGGUCAUAUUCCAGGACGACUUCCUUCCAACAGAGUAGGAGAUGGUAUCUGUGAUUCCGACAUUUGCUGCGACGGCUCCGACGAGGAUGACGGCAUCUGCCCCAACGUGUGUGCCGAGAUGGCAGCCGAGCGAAUCACCAAGGAGAACGAGCUCAAGAAGACUCUUAGUGAGGGUCUCAAUGCUCGACAGAAGCUGCUGGGACGACUGGGAGCUAUCCAGAAGACCACAAAGGAGGAGGAGAGCGCCAUUAUUGAGAAGAUUUACGACAUAAAUGUCGGAAUCAAGGAGGCCGAGAAGAAGCUGGCCGCUGAGAUCGAGAAGGCCAAGGAGGACUUUGGAUACGAGGCCCCCAAGCCCGAGCAGUCCCCCCUCGAGAAGCUCACCAAUUUCCUCGGUCCCGAAAUCCAGCAGAAAAUCAUGGGCUUUGCUACCGAUGCUCGAAUGUGGAUGGUUGCUAACGGUCUCAUGCCUCACCCUGACCAUACCAAGAGUGCUAACUCCAAUGAGCCCCAGAACGUACGAGACGCCCGAGACGAGCUCCAGGACGAGCAGGAAGAGCUGGAGAAGACUCUCGAGGAGCAGAAGGUGCUUGCUGACAAAUCCAAGGCUUUGCGGGCAGGAAAGGCUCCUGCUGUCAUCUUCUCCCUGCAGGGAGAGUGCGUCUCGUCCCACAUCGGAGAGUACGACUACGAGGUGUGUUUCGGGCAGCAGUGCCACCAGCGAGGCAACAACAUCAACGUGUCUCUGGGCCAUUUUAACUCCAUCGAGGAGCUGCCCCGAUCAGCUGACUGGGAUGAGGUUCUGGAAGGCCCUCGGUACUCGUAUGUCAUGCGGUACGUUUCUGGUGCUAGAUGCUGGAACGGGCCCGAGCGUAUCUCCAACGUCCAUCUUCGAUGUGGAGCAGAGCCUCAGAUUCUAUCUGUUUCCGAGCCUGAAAAGUGCGAGUAUGAUAUUCGAAUGGUGACCCCUGCUGUCUGCGAGGGCGCCAUUGUCCAGGAGGGAAAACAUGAUGAGCUGUAG